AUGGAAGACCGGAGAAUACAAGAGAAGAUCCACGUCCACGGAGCUGCACCGCCGUUGACAGCCGUCGAGAGAUUCUUGUACGGCCAAAAGAAGGAUGACUUGUGUUCUAAGAAACAAGAGCUUUCUAUAGAACGACCGAAUUUGAAAACGACAAGGGAGAUUGGUAUCAGAAACGACAACAAAGAGAACCUGAUGUCUGGUCCAACGAAGGAGAAAAAAGUGGCCGUUACUUGCGGAAACCGAAACGUUAUUGGAGAUAUGAUCGUUAAAGGUGCAACUAGAGAUUAUCAAAAGAGUACUACUUGCAAGGCAAUAACAAAGAAGCGACCAUACAGGUAUCUCAUUAAAGGGCAAUGGACAGCCGAAGAAGACAGGAAGUUGAUAAAACUGGUGACGCAACAUGGGGAGAGGAAAUGGACAAUGAUCUCGGAGAAUCUUGAGGGAAGAGCAGGCAAGCAAUGUCGUGAGAGAUGGCAUAAUCAUCUCCGUCCCGAUAUCAAGAAAGAUAGUUGGAGCGAAGAAGAAGAAAGGGUUCUUGUGGAAGCACACACCAGGAUCGGGAAUAAGUGGGCAGAAAUCGCUAAACUUAUUCAAGGACGAACCGAAAACUCUAUCAAGAACCAUUGGAAUGCGACCAAACGUCGCCAAAACUCAAAACGCAAAUACAAGCGUUCAAAAAACGCGGGUGAUGGUGAUGAAUGCGAUAUGGAUGAUCUCUCUCCAUCAGCUAAAAGGCCAUGCGUUCUCCAAGACUAUAUCAGAAGCAUCGAGAAUAAUGAAAAGGACAAUGGUGAGAACAUCAUCACAACUGGUGGUAAUAAUGUUCUUGCUACUUCGAACCUUGUUCACUUUGAUUCCGAUGUGGAUGGAGACUCUACAUCGUCGCUUCUGGAUGAUCCUUAUGACGAAGAGCUUCUUUUCCUGAAAAAGAUGUUUGCAACCCACUCAAUUUCUCUAGAGAACAUCGAUUUGAGCCAAGGUCUGGAUCAGAUUUCACAGUCUUCUUCCUCUGGGUUCAUGAUCAAUAGCCCUAACCCUAAACCUAACUUGAACAACAAUACUGUUGGAGCUGAUAAUGGAACAAUGGUCAAAGAUGCUGCAAAUACGUCCCACCUCGCGUCUGAUAUCUACUUAUCUGAUUUGUUGAACGGUCCGGCGUCGUCUACUUCAUCUUCUUUUUUGUCGACCAACAACACAGAGCAAGGCGGCGAAAACGGGUUUCUUGCGGCCCAGGCUAACUCUGGUAGUGAAAGAAGAGAAAUGGAUCUGAUAGAGAUGCUCUCUGGUUCUACUCGAGGUAGCAACAUUUGGUUCCCAUUGUUCUAA
Messenger RNA from Eutrema salsugineum, 1326 nucleotides. Its product is annotated as transcription factor MYB64. Gene Ontology annotation, cellular component: nucleus. The transcript is spliced from 3 exons. NCBI's taxonomy places the organism in Eukaryota, Viridiplantae, Streptophyta, Magnoliopsida, Brassicales, Brassicaceae. Gene Ontology annotation, biological process: regulation of DNA-templated transcription. Gene Ontology annotation, molecular function: RNA polymerase II cis-regulatory region sequence-specific DNA binding; DNA-binding transcription factor activity, RNA polymerase II-specific. The record is from RefSeq and is a predicted model, not a curated record. The coding region runs from base 1 to 1326 and encodes 441 amino acids.